This is a messenger RNA of Symbiodinium natans, 3588 nucleotides long. The record is from the annotation of a GenBank genome assembly. Lineage: Eukaryota; Dinophyceae; Suessiales; Symbiodiniaceae.
AUGGCUCGGCGAGCGCGAAGCCGGAGGGCGCAGCUUGCGCUGGUUGCUGUCGCAGCUGCUGUGGCCAGCUGGCAGUCGAGUUUCGUCUUUGCAGGCCAGCCAGCGUUGCAGGCUUCCCGAGAGCCAAGUGUCUCGAGAGAGGCGGCCAAGAAGAUCUCCUUCAGGGAAGCUGGACAACAGAAGCUCCAGGCCGGAAUCAAUGCCGUGACAAACGCGGUCAAGGUGACCCUGGGACCAAAGGGCCGCAACGUGGUGCUCCAGAGAGAGUCGUUCCAGGUUCCUCAGAUCGUCAACGAUGGAGUCACCAUUGCCCGCGCAAUUUCACUGCAGGACAAAGAGAUGAACCUUGGCGUGAAGCUCCUUACGCAGGCAUCUGCAAAGUCCGAGACCAACGCCGGAGACGGCACGACCAGCGCUGCUGUACUGACCCAGGAGAUGGUCAACGAGGGCAUGCAGCUUGUCAGCAGCGGGUACAACCCUGUCCUCAUGCAGAAGGGUAUGAAGGCAGCAGCGAACUUCAUUGCCACAGAGGUAGACGACUUGGCCAAGCCAGUCCAAAGUGGUGAUCUGAAAGACAUCGCCACUGUGUCCGUGGGCGGAGACGAGGGCAUGGGGCAAAAGAUUUCUCAGGCUUUCGAAACAGUCGGUGACACCGGAAACGUUGUGAUCGAGGAGUCCCAGGUGCUCGAGGACGAGGUUGAGGUGAGCGAGGGCUUGACCUUGGAUCGAGGUUACAUCUCACCCUACUUCGUUACCGAUGCGCAACGCCUGGUGGCAGAGCUGAAGAAGCCCCGAGUCCUGGUAACCGACCAGAAGCUUUCCGAUGCAUACGACAUCCUGACUUUGCUGGAGGACCUGCUGAAGACGAAGCAGCCAAUCUUCAUCAUCGCGGAUGACGUGACCGGCGAGGCUCUUCAGACCCUUGUUCUCAACAAGCAGCGUGGCAUCCUGGACGUCGUAGCAAUCAAGGCGCCUGCCUUCGGUGCACGGAAGACGGCCAUCUUACAGGACCUUGCGCUCGCGACAGGUGCCGAAUUCAUCAACUCAGAGUUGGGUAUGACCCUUGCGGAUGCCACCGUGGAGCAGCUGGGCACCUGUGAGAAGGUGGUUGUGGAGAAAGAGAAAGCCGUGCUGGUGACCGACGGGACCCAUGCAGAGGCUGUCAAGGAGCGCAUUCAGCAGCUUGAGCAGCAGCUAGAGGAGACGGACAGCAGCUACGAUCAGGAGAAGAUUCAGGGCAUCGGCUACCGAUCUGCUCCUGAGCUUUCCGCCAAAGCGGAAGACCGACGACCCGCGAAGCGAGGAGAUGUCGUGGAGGGGGAGGCUGUGGACGAUUGGGUGAAGACCGACGAUGGCUACUACUUACCCCUGCGAGGUCCAGAGGGCCAGCAGCUCCUCAAGCGACAGGCGGAGAUGGUCCCCUGGGUCUGUGACCUUGGGCACCUCAAAGAGCCCAGCGCGCCGAGCGGGCCUAGCACGUCUGCAAAGUCAGAAGUGCGGGGCAUUGAGGAGCUCGAGAGUCUCCACCAAAAAUAUGACAAGAAGUAUGGGAAGCCAAAAAGUGCUGCUUCAGCCUCCCCGUUUGGACCCAUGGCAACGUCGCAUUUGGCCCACGAGAGCUACAUGAACGAGUUCCGACAGGGCCUGGAAGAGAUGGGAGUUGACACCAGCGACGACCCAUACCUCAAUCUCUAUGCGCCUAAGACCGGCGAGAGGGGCGGCAGCCGAAGUGGCAGCCGCGGCGGCGACAAGCCUUUGACGCGUGGGACGCUGACCCGCAGUGGGGACUCCAUCUCCCGACCCAGCAGCCGGGGGUCCCUGGCCAAGGCCGCUCCAGCUCCGAGAGGCAAAGGCGCCGAGGCAGGAGCAGGCUCCAUGCUUUCAAUGUGUGGAGCUGUUGUCGUCACGCGGUCUGCUUCCAGUGGGACCAGCGCCAGGUGGCGCGAGGGCCCUGGCAACGCCAUCCUGCCCGUGAAGGAGUGGACCAGCGUGAAGCACGGCAAGGAGGUGCUCAGCAGCUGCUCCAGUGGCCGCGUGGCAGACCUCUCCGACCGCAACAUCAUGUGCUUGUCCUUGCAGGGCGAUUUGGCAGUGUGUGGCAGUGCUGACCAUGGGUUGAAAGAGAUCAACGUCCGUUCGGGCACGGUCAUGAGAAACCUCUACACGAAGAGGUUUGGUCACACAGAGUGGGUGACGACAGUGUCACACUGUCGCGAUGGCCGAGUCAUCUCUGGCGGUCUUGACAGCAAGCUUUGUCUUUGGCAGGCAUCUGGCGUGUCCUGCGUCGACCUCACCGGACAUGUUGGCUCCAUCAGUCGCGUGCGCGCACACGCGCAGAUGGACAUAGCCAUCUCGGCAGCCUACGAUCGCACCCUGCGUGCCUGGGAUCUCCGGAAGAAGUCGGAGCUCGGCUGCUGCACAGGCCACGAUGCUUCCAUCACCGAGUUUGUUUGGGCAGAUGACGUGGUGGCCAGUGGUGACCGUGCAGGCAUGGUGCGGGUCUGGGAUGCCAGGACGGCGCAGCAGAUGGGCACCCUGCGUGGGCACAAGGGGCACAUCACCGCAAUGCUCGCCCUACCACAGGAAGGAAGUGGUGAAGAGGCUCAAGGGGGAGGCCCGCCAUCCGGGCUUGUUGCCACAGGAGCUCAAGACGGUCAGAUUCGCAUCUGGGAUCUGCGGCAGAAGCUGAACACUUUCACCAUGGCUGCGCACCCCGGUGGUGCCAUCAACGAGAUCGGGAUAACUUUGCGCAGUCCACCAGUGAUUGUUACUGCUGGGGCAGAUGGACGACUGCUUGGCUUCGAUCCAAGAUCAAGCUUCAAGCCGCUCUUUGAGUUCGGUGGCAUCACGACUGAUUUCAUCUACAGCAUGCUCGUGCUCGAUGACCUUGUCUUCACAGGAGACGGCCGUGGACGUGUGUCGUGCUUUGACAUCCGGAGCAGCCAGAAACUUUAUGUCCUGGACGCCGGGCAAAAUGCCAUCCGUUGCCUUGCCGCAACGGAGCGCAUUGCCUCUCUUGGUGGUGGCGUGGCCAAGAUCAAGGUUGGCGGUGCUACAGAGACGGAGGUCAAUGACAAGAAGCUUCGCUACACUGACGCCAUCAGCGCAGUCCGCAGCGCCAAGGAGAUGGGCAUCGUUCCCGGCGGCGGCAGCGUUUUGAUGUAUCUGACAGCCGAGAAGUUCCUGGAAAAAGUCCAGAAGGAGCUCCGAACGGAAGAUGAGAAGAAAGGAGCCGAGUUGGUCUUCAAGUCGCUCCAGGCUCCCAUCAGGCAGAUUGCUCGCAAUGCCGGAGAGGACCCCAGUGAGGUGGUCUUCAACGUGCGUGGUAAGGACUUUGGCUACGGCUACAAUGCUGCCACCAAGGUCUAUGAAGACUUGCUCCAAGCCGGAGUGGUGGAUCCUGCCAAGGUGGUGAUCAACUCAGUUGUCAACGCUGCUUCCAUUGCUGGCAUGGUCCUCACCACUGAUGCCAUCGUCACGGACCUUCCCACCACACCCGCACCCACGCCCGCGGGCGGCAUGGGCGGUGGCAUGGGUGGCAUGGGCGGUGGCAUGGGUGGCAUGGGGGGAAUGGGAGGGAUGUACUGA